Sorex fumeus (smoky shrew) is the source of this 892-nucleotide messenger RNA. It is a transcript of the gene GLIPR1, whose product is annotated as GLI pathogenesis related 1. Bases 66 to 881 code for a protein of 271 amino acids. Gene Ontology annotation, cellular component: extracellular region. The record is from RefSeq and is a predicted model, not a curated record. Lineage: Eukaryota; Metazoa; Chordata; Mammalia; Eulipotyphla; Soricidae. The transcript has 6 exons.
UGAAGCACAGACUCCAGCGCCAGCUCCCAGCCUGCAGCCGCUCUGGAUUUCAGCCUUCAGGCUCCAUGCCAGGCAGACCCAGCCUGCAAAGCACGCUGGUGUGCACCUCCUGGCUUGUCUGCUUAGCCUUCAGUUAUGAGUACACUAAAAAUACAUUGCCAGAUAUUGAGGAUGAAGCUUUCAUCAAAGACUGUGUUCGUGUUCACAACAAAUUCCGUUCAGAGGUCAACCCACCAGCCACGGAUAUGCAGUACAUGACAUGGGAUCCACAACUAGCCCAAAUUGCAAAAAGAUGGGCAAGAACCUGUCAGUUUCAACAUAACCCAAGGUUAGGCCAACAUCUGCACCCAAAUUUUACUGCUCUGGGAGAAAACAUCUGGACAGGGACUGUUUCCAUCUUUUCUGUGUCAUCAGCCAUCACAAGCUGGUACAAUGAAGUAAAAGACUAUGACUUCAAGACUCGGAAAUGUCGCAGUGUCUGUGGCCAUUACACUCAGGUUGUCUGGGCAGAUAGUUUCAAAGUUGGCUGUGCAGUACAAUUUUGUUCUGCAGUUAUUACUCGCUCAACACAAAUUAACCACGCAGCACAUUUUAUAUGCAACUAUGGACCUGCAGGAAAUUACCCAACUUGGCCUUAUAAGAAAGGUUCUACUUGUAGUGCCUGCCACAAAAAUGACAUGUGUUUGGACAAUCUCUGUGCCAACCCCCAGCGAGACAAAGUUUCACGUUACUACUCUCUUAUGUUUCCAGACUGGCCAAUAUAUUCACGUAACAGAUACACAUCUCUAUUUCUCAUCAUUAAUCCACCAAUUAUAAUACUGAGUGUUAUAAUUACCAUUUUUGUGAAGCGCAAAUACCCUCAUUUAACUCUUUUGGGCUAAUAAAUCCAGAA